UUAUGCCGGACAAGAGGGAGGCGACCGCGGCGGCGGUGGCUCUGUUUAUUGUCCCUCUCGGUGUGUGGAUGUGAGCAAGUCGGGGGUGCAGCGCGGCCGACGAAGGCGGCCUUUGAGGCGGCGGCACCGGCGGCAGCGGCGACUCCGGCGACCCGAGCGGCCGGCCUUAGCGGAGUGUGAGGAAGGACAAGGCGCCUUUGCGUCCCCGCCACGUCUGGACGCCCCGGGCUCUCCGGCUGCGCUCGCCGCGCGCCCCUCCGGGCCUCGGCCCGGCUUGCUGCGGCGCCCGCGGGCGGGCGAGGAGGAAGCACCGCGGCUCAGGCGCCACCGGCCGCCUGCUUCCUUCUCCACCUCUUCCUCAGCGGCUGCCCUAGGCCCGGGCGACGCGGCCGCCGCGCCUCGAGUUUGAGGGCGCCGGGCGGCGCGGCCUCCUCGGCAGGCUCGGCCGGGCGUCCGUCCCGGGUCUCGGCGAUGGGGCGCGGGGGGCGGCGCCGCUAGGAGCACGGCGAGCGGAGCGGUCGGUGCUGAGCAGAGGGGCCCGGCGGCCGGCAGGGAGGCGGGAGCGGCGGCCGCGGCCUCGGGGCCUGUGAGCGGAGGCACCCGCCAUGGCCAAGGCGGGCGGCGGCGGCGGCGGCGGCGCAGGAGCCGGCGGCAACGGGGCACUGACCUGGGUGACUCUUUUUGAUCAGAACAAUGCUGCAAAAAAAGAAGAGUCAGAAACUGCAAACAAAAAUGAUUCUUCAAAGAAGUUGUCUGUUGAGAGAGUGUAUCAGAAAAAGACACAACUUGAACAUAUUCUCCUUCGUCCUGAUACAUAUAUUGGGUCAGUGGAACCAUUGACACAGCUAAUGUGGGUGUAUGAUGAAGAUGUAGGAAUGAAUUGCAGAGAGGUUACCUUUGUGCCAGGUUUAUACAAGAUCUUUGAUGAAAUUUUGGUUAAUGCAGCUGACAAUAAACAGAGGGAUAAGAAUAUGACCUGUAUUAAAGUUUCUAUUGAUCCUGAAUCAAAUAUUAUAAGCAUUUGGAAUAAUGGGAAAGGCAUUCCAGUAGUAGAACACAAAGUAGAGAAAGUUUAUGUUCCAGCGUUAAUUUUUGGACAGCUUUUAACAUCCAGUAACUAUGAUGAUGAUGAGAAAAAAGUAACAGGUGGUCGCAAUGGUUAUGGUGCAAAACUUUGUAAUAUUUUCAGUACAAAGUUUACAGUAGAAACUGCUUGCAAAGAAUACAAACAUAGUUUUAAGCAGACAUGGAUGAAUAACAUGAUGAAGACUUCUGAAGCCAAAAUUAAGCAUUUUGAUGGUGAAGAUUACACAUGCAUAACAUUCCAACCAGAUCUGUCUAAAUUUAAGAUGGAAAAGCUUGACAAGGAUAUUGUGGCCCUCAUGACCAGAAGAGCUUAUGAUUUGGCUGGUUCAUGCAAGGGGGUCAAGGUCAUGUUUAAUGGAAAGAAAUUGCCUGUAAAUGGAUUUCGCAGUUAUGUAGAUCUUUAUGUGAAAGACAAGUUGGAUGAAACUGGAGUGGCGCUGAAAGUUAUUCAUGAACUUGCAAAUGAAAGAUGGGAUGUUUGUCUCACACUGAGUGAAAAGGGAUUCCAGCAAAUCAGCUUUGUAAAUAGUAUUGCAACAACAAAAGGUGGACGUCAUGUGGAUUAUGUAGUAGAUCAAGUUGUUGGUAAGCUGAUUGAAGUAGUUAAGAAAAAGAACAAAGCUGGUGUAUCAGUAAAACCAUUUCAAGUAAAAAACCAUAUAUGGGUUUUUAUUAAUUGCCUUAUUGAAAAUCCAACUUUUGAUUCUCAGACUAAGGAAAACAUGACUCUGCAACCCAAAAGUUUUGGGUCCAAAUGCCAACUGUCAGAAAAAUUUUUUAAAGCAGCUUCUAACUGUGGCAUUGUAGAAAGUAUUCUGAAUUGGGUGAAAUUUAAAGCCCAGACUCAGCUGAACAAGAAGUGUUCAUCAGUAAAGUAUAGUAAAAUCAAAGGUAUUCCCAAACUGGAUGAUGCUAAUGAUGCUGGUGGCAAACAUUCCCUGGAGUGUACACUGAUAUUAACAGAGGGAGACUCUGCCAAAUCGUUGGCUGUGUCUGGAUUAGGUGUGAUUGGGCGAGACAGAUAUGGAGUCUUUCCACUUAGGGGAAAAAUUCUUAACGUACGGGAAGCUUCUCAUAAACAGAUCAUGGAAAAUGCAGAAAUAAACAAUAUUAUCAAAAUAGUUGGUCUACAGUACAAGAAAAGUUAUGAUGAUGCAGAAUCUCUGAAAACUUUACGCUAUGGGAAGAUUAUGAUUAUGACUGAUCAGGAUCAAGAUGGUUCUCACAUUAAAGGCCUGCUUAUUAAUUUCAUCCAUCACAAUUGGCCAUCACUUUUGAAGCAUGGCUUUCUUGAAGAGUUCAUUACUCCUAUUGUGAAGGCUAGCAAAAAUAAGCAGGAACUUUCCUUCUAUAGUAUUCCUGAAUUUGAUGAGUGGAAAAAACAUAUAGAAAACCAGAAAGCCUGGAAAAUAAAAUACUACAAAGGGCUGGGUACCAGCACAGCUAAAGAAGCAAAGGAAUAUUUUGCUGAUAUGGAAAGGCACCGCAUCUUGUUUAGAUAUGCUGGUCCUGAAGACGAUGCUGCCAUUACCUUGGCAUUCAGUAAAAAGAAGAUUGAUGACAGAAAAGAAUGGUUAACCAAUUUUAUGGAAGACCGGAGACAGCGUAGGUUACAUGGCUUACCAGAGCAAUUUUUGUAUGGUACAGCAACAAAGCAUUUGACUUACAAUGAUUUCAUCAACAAGGAAUUGAUUCUCUUCUCAAACUCAGACAAUGAAAGAUCUAUACCAUCUCUUGUUGAUGGUUUUAAACCAGGACAACGAAAAGUUUUAUUUACCUGUUUCAAGAGGAAUGAUAAACGUGAAGUAAAAGUUGCCCAGUUGGCUGGAUCUGUUGCUGAGAUGUCUGCUUAUCAUCAUGGAGAACAAGCAUUGAUGAUGACUAUUGUGAAUUUGGCUCAGAACUUUGUGGGAAGCAACAACAUUAACUUGCUUCAGCCUAUUGGUCAGUUUGGAACUCGGCUUCAUGGUGGCAAAGAUGCUGCAAGCCCUCGUUAUAUUUUCACAAUGUUAAGCUCUUUAUCAAGACUGCUUUUUCCUGCUGUGGAUGACAACCUGCUCAAAUUCCUUUAUGAUGAUAAUCAACGCGUUGAGCCUGAGUGGUAUAUUCCUAUAAUUCCCAUGGUUUUAAUAAAUGGUGCUGAGGGCAUUGGUACUGGAUGGGCUUGUAAACUACCCAACUAUGAUGCUAGGGAAAUUGUGAACAAUGUCAGACGAAUGCUAGAUGGCUUGGAUCCUCAUCCUAUGCUUCCAAAUUACAAAAACUUUAAAGGAACCAUCCAAGAGCUUGGUCAAAACCAGUAUGCAGUCAGUGGUGAAAUAUUUGUGGUGGAUAGAAACACAGUAGAGAUUACAGAGCUUCCAGUUAGAACUUGGACACAGGUAUACAAAGAACAGGUUUUAGAACCUAUGUUAAAUGGAACAGAUAAAACACCGGCAUUAAUUUCUGAUUAUAAAGAAUAUCAUACUGAUACAACUGUGAAAUUUGUGGUGAAAAUGACUGAAGAGAAGCUAGCACAAGCAGAAGCUGCUGGAUUGCACAAAGUUUUUAAACUUCAAACUACUCUUACGUGUAAUUCCAUGGUACUCUUUGAUCAUAUGGGAUGUCUCAAGAAGUAUGAAACCGUGCAAGACAUUUUGAAAGAAUUCUUUGAUUUACGAUUAAGUUAUUAUGGUUUACGUAAGGAGUGGCUUGUAGGAAUGUUGGGAGCAGAGUCUACAAAGCUUAACAAUCAAGCCCGUUUCAUUUUAGAGAAGAUACAAGGAAAAAUUACUAUAGAGAAUAGGUCAAAGAAAGAUUUGAUUCAAAUGUUAGUCCAGAGAGGUUAUGAAUCUGACCCAGUGAAAGCCUGGAAAGAAGCACAAGAAAAGGCAGCAGAAGAGGAAGAAACACAAAACCAGCAUGAUGAUAGUUCCUCUGAUUCAGGAACUCCUUCAGGCCCCGAUUUUAAUUAUAUUUUAAAUAUGUCUCUGUGGUCUCUUACUAAAGAAAAAGUUGAAGAACUGAUUAAACAGAGAGAUGCUAAAGGGCGAGAAGUCAAUGAUCUUAAAAGAAAAUCGCCUUCAGAUCUUUGGAAAGAAGACUUAGCAGCAUUUGCUGAUGAACUGGAUAAAGUGGAAGCGCAAGAACGAGAGGAUGUUCUGGCCGGAAUGGCUGGAAAAGCAAUAAAAGGUAAAGUUGGCAAACCUAAGGUGAAGAAACUUCAAUUGGAAGAGACAAUGCCCUCACCUUAUGGGAGAAGAAUAGUUCCUGAAAUUACUGCUAUGAAGGCAGAUGUCAGCAAAAAGUUGCUGAAGAAGAAAAAGGGUGAUCUUGAUACCACAACAGUAAAAGUAGAAUUUGAUGAAGAAUUCAGUGGAACACCAGUAGAGGGUACUGGAGAAGAGGCAUUGGUCCCGUCAGCUCCUGUAAAUAAAGGUCCCAAACCCAAAAGGGAGAAAAAGGAGCCUGGUACCAGGGUGAGAAAAACACCUACAUCAUCUGGUAAAUCCAGUGCAAAGAAAGUGAAGAAACGGAAUCCUUGGUCAGAUGAUGAAUCCAAGUCAGAAAGUGACUUGGAAGAAACAGAACCUGUGGUUAUUCCAAGAGAUUCUUUGCUUAGGAGAGCAGCUGCUGAAAGGCCUAAGUACACAUUUGAUUUCUCAGAAGAAGAGGAUGAUGAUGCUGAUGAUGAUGACGACAAUAAUGAUUUAGAGGAGCUGAAAGUUAAAGCAUCUCCCAUAACAAAUGAUGGGGAAGAUGAAUUUGUUCCUUCAGAUGGCCUAGAUAAAGAUGAAUAUACAUUUUCACCAGGCAAAUCAAAAGCUACUCCAGAAAAAUCUUCACAUGACAAAAAAAGUCAAGAUUUUGGGAAUCUCUUCUCAUUUCCUUCAUACUCUCAGAAGUCAGAAGAUGAUUCAGCUAAAUUUGACAGUAAUGAAGAAGAUUCUGCCUCUGUUUUUUCACCAUCAUUUGGUCUGAAACAAACAGAUAAGGUUCCAAGUAAAACAGUAGCUGCUAAAAAGGGAAAACCGUCUUCAGAUACAACUGCUAAGCCCAAGAGAGCUCCUAAACAGAAGAAAGUAGAGCCUAUCAACUCUGACUCAGAUUCAGAAUUUGGCAUUCCAAAGAAGACUACACCCCCAAAAGGUAAAGGCCGAGGGGCAAAGAAAAGGAAAGCAUCUGGCUCUGAAAAUGAAGGUGAUUAUAACCCUGGCAGGAAAACAUCCAAAACAACAAGCAAGAAACCGAAGAAAACAUCUUUUGAUCAGGAUUCAGAUGUGGACAUCUUCCCAUCAGACUUCACUUCUGAACCACCUUCUCUGCCACGGACCGGUAGGGCUAGGAAAGAAGUAAAAUAUUUUGCAGAGUCUGAUGAAGAAGAAGAUGUUGAUUUUGCAAUGUUUAAUUAAUUAAGUGCCCAAAGAGCACAGAAACAUUUUUCAACAGAUAAAUUGUGUUGUCCUUUUGUCUUUUCUGUCUCAGACUUUUGUACAUCUGGCUUAUUUUAAUGUGAUGAUGUAAUUGAUGGUUUUUUAUUAUUGUGGUAGGCCUUUUAACAUUUUGUUCUUACACAUACAGUUUUAUGCUCUUUUUUACUCAUUGAAAUGUCAUGUACUGUCUGAUUGGCUUGUAGACUUAUAGACUGCCGUGCAUUAGCACAGAUUUUAAUUGUCAUGGUUGCAGACUACAGACCUGCUUUUUGAAAUGAAAUUUAAACAUUAAAAAUGGAA
Neomonachus schauinslandi (Hawaiian monk seal) is the source of this 5798-nucleotide messenger RNA. It is a transcript of the gene TOP2B, whose product is annotated as DNA topoisomerase II beta. The record is from RefSeq and is a predicted model, not a curated record. Gene Ontology annotation, molecular function: DNA topoisomerase type II (double strand cut, ATP-hydrolyzing) activity; DNA binding; ATP binding. The transcript is spliced from 36 exons. The coding region runs from base 606 to 5477 and encodes 1623 amino acids. Lineage: Eukaryota; Metazoa; Chordata; Mammalia; Carnivora; Phocidae. Gene Ontology annotation, biological process: DNA topological change; resolution of meiotic recombination intermediates; sister chromatid segregation. Gene Ontology annotation, cellular component: nucleus.